ACACACUCACUCUCACACACACACACACACACACACACACACACUGUGUUUAAGCUGCUUUGUAAAUGUAUUUAGUGAAGGUGACUGAUGGAUAAACACUGAGAGUGAGAUCCACAUCCUGGGAGCAGCGACACUAAAAGCAGUUUGACUGAAGCUUCUUCUUAUUAAAAUUCACCUUAAGGAAGUCAGCAUUUGUUGAUGAUAAAUAAAUAUUUGAGAUGAUAUUAAAAUGAUUGUGGAUGUCACAGGUAACCAGUACAGUUCCUGUACAAUAGGAGUGAUUUGGUUACUAACUGUAAUGUAUAAAGGGUUUUUUAGUGAAAUACAUAAAAGAGCGUUACAUUAAUCUAAUCUACUUGGAAUGAUUGAAUGUAGAAAAAGUUUUUCUGUUUCUUCUUUACAUUAAAAUGGACAAAUUCUUUCAGUGUUCCUCAAAUGAUAAAAUGUGACUUUAGAGAUAUUAUUGAUGUGAGGAACAAAGCUGAGGUCAGAGUCGACUAUUACACCCAGAUUUCUAACCUGUAUCCCAGCUCAUUGUGUUCAGGUAGACACUUUAUUUCUCACUGAUGGAAACACCUCAUUUCACUAUAAAUCAAACACUUCAUCAUUUCUCUUCCAGUCUGUGUGUGUGUAAUCUGACAGAGGAAAGCUGUAGAGUUCUGUCCUCAGUUCUCAGCUCAAACUCCUCCAGUCUGAGAGAACUGGACCUGAGUAACAAUAAACUGCAGGAUUCAGGAGUGAAGCUGCUCUCUGAUGGACUGAAGAAUCCACACUGUACACUGGAGAUACUGAGUCUGUGGGAGUGUAAUCUGACAGAGGAAAGCUGUAGAGUUCUGUCCUCAGUUCUCAGCUCAAACUCCUCCAGUCUGAGAGAACUGGACCUGAGUAACAAUAAACUGCAGGAUUCAGGAGUGAAGCUGCUCUCUGAUGGACUGAAGAAUCCACACUGUACACUGGAGAUACUGAGUCUGCGUGACUGUAAUCUGACAGAGGAAAGCUGUAGAGUUCUGUCCUCAGUUCUCAGCUCAAACUCCUCCAGUCUGAGAGAACUGGACCUGAGUUACAAUAAACUGCAGGAUUCAGGAGUGAAGCUGCUCUCUGAUGGACUGAAGAAUCCACACUGUACACUGGAGAUACUGAGUCUGUGUGGGUGUAAUCUGACAGAGGAAAGCUGUAGAGUUCUGUCCUCAGUUCUCAGCUCAAACUCCUCCAGUCUGAGAGAACUGGACCUGAGUUACAAUAAACUGCAGGAUUCAGGAGUGAAGCUGCUCUCUGAUGGACUGAAGAAUCCACACUGUACACUGGAGAAACUGAGUCUGUGUGACUGUAAUCUGACAGAGAAAAGCUGUAGAGUUCUGUCCUCAGUUCUCAGCUCAAACUCCUCCAGUCUGAGAGAACUGGACCUGAGUGACAAUAAACUGCAGGAUUCAGGAGUGAAGCUGCUCUCUGAUGGACUGAAGAAUCCACACUGUACACUGGAGAAACUGAGGAUGUUGGGCUGCAGUAUUACAGAUAAAGGUUGUGCUGCUCUGGCUUCAGCUCUGAGGUCAAACUCCUCAUCACACCUGAGAGAACUGGAUCUGUACCAUAAUAAUCCAGGAGAAUCAGGAGUGAAGCUGCUCUCUGAUCUACUGAAGGAUCCACACUGUAAACUGGAGACACUACACAUUAAGUAUAAGACACUCACCAGGUCUGGUGUAUGACAGGAGUCUCUCCUCAGACCUUUUUUCCAGGAUAAAGCAGUUAUGGAGGUGAAGCGUUAGAACACGUCCCACAUUUCCAGCAGUUUGGGAGCUGAAUCAUUCAUAUUCAGAUGUAGAAGAUCCAUAACAAUAACUGUGACUGAUCACAUCCUUUUAUCCUCUCAGCUACAACUUCACACUUUAACAUCUUUUACAAUCCAAAGUCAAAUCCUUCAGCAUCUACACACAACACAGAGAUAUCAUCACAUCAUCACACUGAUUACACAAAUACACAUCCAUGUGUUACAGAUGUUUAGAGAUUAUUUUUACCUCUUUAAUUAUGUCGCUUUGUAGAAGCCAACAUUCUGUUUUCCUAUUUAAGCUUAGACAAAAGUUUAUAAAAUUUAAUGCGGCCUAGGGCUUUCGAGCCACAUGCACCAAAUUCGGAUAUGUUUUAGUCCCUGGUCUGAAGAUUGUUGCUAUUUGUUUGUUUGUCUGAAGUUUUAAAGCUCCUUUAGGGUGAUACUCUGAACAAACCUUAAAUUGGCCUUUCGGUUGUGCCGCAGCCCCGCCCCCAAAAUAUGCAAAAUCAAAAAACUUUUUCGAACAUGGACAUGUGACAUAUCAAAACACUCAGAACAAUGAGGGGAAUUCUGAUGACGUCAAAUGAUGUCACGUGAUGCACGUGAAAAUAAAAAACUUUGCACAACAUGGGCAUGUGAUAUAUCAAAACACUCAGCCCAAUGAGGGGAACUUCCUCAGGAGUAUUCGGAUGACGUCACAUGCUCGUCUCCACUUGCCUCCAAAUGUUUUGGCACCCUAUCUUUCUGUCCACUUGCCUCCAAAAGUAACACUGUCCCUUAUGUCCACUCGCCUCCAAAAAGCACCGGCCUUUGGGAAUACUUGCCUCAUCAAAGCCAACAUCAAAGUUUGUCACGACGAACUUUACAAAUCUAGUUAAGUAAUGUUCCUUUAAGAAAAUGUGAGGUGAGUUCAUUGCUGACCAAUCAGGAGAGCAAACACGAAGCAAGCGGAUGACGUCAGCGUCUAGCGUGAAAACAGAGAGAAGAGAGAUGAUGCAACAUGGAAAAUACUGAAAAGUUUUGUGUCAACAAUAAAAUUAAGGCGGUGUCUUACAAAAUUCUACAUAGGAUUUAUCCUGUUAAACAUGUUUUGGAAAGAUUUAAGCUUAAUAUUUCUUAUGCUUGUGAAUUUUGUGGUCAGGAAAAAGAAACCAUUUUGCAUCUGUUUUAUCAUUGUAUCUACUCAAGACUUUUUUGGAAAGAUAUGGAAAAUUAAAUUAGUAGAAAAUUGGGUUGUGUGGUAGAAAUUGGUGUAUGUGAUGUGUUUUUUUUUAUUUUGAGGGAGAUAAUUUGGAAAAUAAUGAAAAAUAUAAUAUACAGCUAUUUAUUGUAUUAGGAAAGAACCAUAUACACAAAACAAAGUGGGCCCUUUGUAAACCAAAUCUGUCCCAUUUUAUAAAUGAUUUGAAGUUAUACAGUAAUCUUUUGGAGAAAGUAAAGAACAAAAAAGCUCAGAAAACGUGAUAUUUUAAAAGAAUUCAUUUUUUUUGUAAUUUUUUUUUUUUCCUUUUUUUUCCUUUCUUUUCUGGUAACCUAUGUGACUGAUACGUGGCAUUGAUUAAAAUGUGUAUUUUGUGUUUGUCAUUUUGCAAUAAAAAAAAAGAGAUGAUGCAAGUAGAAAGCUUCUGAAAAAAUAUAUCACUGAUUGUGAGCAAAAUGCAGACAAAACGUUUUGAAAGACUUUGGUUAACCUUUGAACGGGACUUUAUUUGAGUCAUUUUGAGUCAUUUUAGAGUGUGUUUUCCCAUGUGAACACGGCGAUGACACAUACAGAGUUCAUCACCUUGUGGAAAAUGGCGGCGCCUCUCAGCGAACUUUUAUUUCAAAAUGACCAUCGAACUAAUUCAGUGGAUUUACUGCUAGUUUUCCCCAGAAGGAGGAAAAAGAAAUUGUGAGUGAGCGGAAGUUGAAACUGUUUUUUUCUCUUUUUCCCCACAUUAUUCUGUCAAUACGGCAGAAGAAGGCCUGGACUGUUGCAUCUAAAUUUCAUUCGUUCUGGACGAUUGUUUUUUCCCCCCUUUUUAAUUCAGACUGGUAUUUAAAGAAACUACUGAACCUAUUGGUGUUUGAACUACACAUUGACAGUUGAAUUGUUUUUUUUUUCCUUUUGUCAUUUAUUCAGUCUUGAUUUAAAGAUGAUGUCUUUUGGGUGAUACAUUUGAAAUGUUUUUGCAAUAUUUUUAUUUAUUGUUGAAUUGAAUUACACAUUCAAAGUUAAAGCUACUAGGUGUAUAAAGUUGAUAUAGACCAGUGUAGGUUUUAAUUAAGAAACUUAAAAUCUAACAUCAGUUCAAAUAAACAAUUAGAACACUAAAAGAUAAAUAGUCAAAAAAUAUUAAGUUGCCACUUAAACUAAAGACGGUCGUAGUUUCAAAAUGACUUAAAAGUAAUAAGUCUUAAAAAGAGCUUAGGGAAGAAUAAUAACAGUUCACAAUAAGAAAAACUGAGAGCACAGUUUAAUUGUUGUUUUCCAUUUAUUCAGUAAUUUCAUUGUUGUUUUAUGGACUAUCGUUCAUUUUUUUGUUUUCUCCAUUUUACCUGAAAGAGAAACAGUUGAUUAAUUCAUUUCAUUUAUCACUUUAUAUAAAUCUUUCAACAAAAUUCAAACUUACUUGUGUUGGCUGUCUGUUCUUUUAAUCUCUCACCACUGCUCCCUAUGAACCUAGAAGUACUGGUCAUGGCAGCAAGUCAAAAUCAAAUACAAGAACAGCUCACACAUUGUCCGUACUGUUUUAGCAGUGAAAAAGAAUACCCACAGACAAGGCAUGGGUGGUGGGUCACCAAAAGCUGACCUCACCCCAGCAAAGGACAUAGCCUUGGAGGUUAAUAAAGGCAGGCCUGUGUUGGAGGGGAUCCCUGGGGGGAAAGAGACAAGCAUAGGUCCCUCCCAAGAUGCCCUCCCAAGUGUCUGGCAGCACUGUGUUCCUGUUAGAGCCACCAGCACAAGCACCAGACAAUGCUGAUCCAGGUGAAGGCCCCAGUGCAGCAGCAACAGCACAUGACGGCGAUGAUGAUGAGGAGACCAUCUCUGGAUUCCAGAAGGCAUGAGGUAUAAUGUCAAACCUGUGAAAGUACUAUACUCAGUCUACAAUGGUGAGGAGUCAUCAUUUGGAGCCCACACAAAAUCACAGAUUCUCGAGACUUCCGGUGGCGCGCGCUGCAAGAUGGCUGCACAACACUAGGCUCCCGAAUAUUAACCUCUUAUUUUUAGUUAUUCAUGUCAUACAGAGGGAAUAUUGUCUCUUUUUGACAACUGGUGAAUUCUAAUACAAGGAUGGCUACCGGCAAAAAAUCGAUUUCUCCCCAAAAGUCUGCUACGACCAGCAAACGCCUCAAAACACUGGACGACGAUGUUGCCUCGAUUGUUAGCCACGCAAUUGAAGCACAGCAGGAGGCUAUGCGAGAAAUGGUUUCUUGUAUGUUGACGGAGGCGAUAAAGACGGCUCUCAAUCCAUUCAACGACUACAUUAAAGAAAACAGCGCUGUUCUUCGUACAAUGAAACAAGAAAUUGACUCUCUGAGUAGUAGUAUGGCGUCGAUUACAACGAAAGUGGACAAUCUUCAAGGUGGUUUACGCAAUUCAAAGAAGGAUACGAACUUUUGCUUGACUCAGUUAGAGCAGAUUCAACGAAAAUGCAAUGACCUCGAAGAUCGGUCACGUCGCAAUAACAUUCGUCUGGUGAAUCUACCAACAGGAAUGGAAGGCGACGACCCCAUCGGUUUUCUACAGAAAAUGUUGCCUAAAUGGAUCCCUGACAUUUCGACGCGCUCUUGCCAGAUUGAGAUCGACAGAGCCCAUCGCGUCUAUUCGAACUCCAACUCAUCUAAGCCACGAUCGAUGAUAUUUCGGCUUCUUCGCUAUCCUGACAGGCAAGCCAUCCUUCAAGGAGCACGUAAAGCAAAACCCACCUUGCCCGGAGGAGCGCGUCUGGAGUUCUACGCUGACUACAGUCACGAGACGGCACGAAAAAGGAAGGCGUUUUCAACCGUAAGAGCCAAACUUCACCAGAAAGGUGUUGAAACCUUCCUUAUCUACCCAGCACUGCUGAAAGUUACUUACAAAGGUCAGAAAAACUCGUUUGAAUCUCCGGAGGACGCUGAAAAGUAUCUGGAGGGUCUUAAUGAAACAGCGACACCGACUGCUCGCAGAUCCUUAAGAUUUCCGCCUGAGGAGUCGAUGGAUUUAUAAUCGCUUUUGGUAACAGAUUUGUUUAAAACAAGAACUAGAAACCAGUUCAGCGUUUGCUCAUGGUUCAGCACAUCAGAGUGAAAUGGACCCAGAUGCUGUACAGUGGGAAAGCCAGCCUGGCAACAUAGUGCGUAUUAAUGGAAGGACACUACAUCGUGCCAAAUUCCCGCUGCGCUAAUUGUAUUGUGUUCACAGAGCUCACAAGCUAUCAGACAGUUGUAUGGCAACCACCUCCGGUGCCAAAUAGAACUUUUCAGAUAUAGACAUGCAGUACAAGAAGAAAAAGAUGGAAAAUUGUACUGGAGUCCGAAAUAAAAAAAGAGGACAAUUAGGAAACUGGACCUUGAAAUAAAAAAACGUGAGUGGGAGCUCCAAGAAGAUGACACAUCUUAAAAUAAAAAAAUAUAAGGGAAAUUCUCGUAAAGUCAAGUGAGCCAUGACAUAUGAGCUCCCAUUGUGAGCGCACAGGACCAGCGGCAUCUUUAGUAGUUUUUUUAAUUUUUCCCCCAGCAAUCAGUACAAAUAAGCAUCGUUAUAAGGCACAGCCCCCCAGUGCCAGGUGUGGCCACUAGCCUAUAUGAAGGCCCAAAAUGGUGUUGUGUUCCUUUCUGCUCUGACAAUAGCGUGCCCAUUCUUGCGAGAUGUGGUGGAUGAAGAAGCACUUGUGCUCAGGAGAGCCUUCAGAAAGGGUCUUCAGGGACCAGUUGGACCCACUGGCCUUCCCUGAUGACCAUCUAUAUGAAAGAUACAGGUUUUCUGCAGAUGGCAUCAGGUAUCUGUGCAGACUGCUGGGUCCCAGGAUUAAGCACCGCACAGCACGGAGCCAUGCACUGAGUGUGGAGCAAAUGGUUUGUGUGGCCUUGGGGGAUGCAGAACAGCUGAACAAGGCCACAAUUUGCUGCACAAUAAGGAGUGUGUGUCUGGCUAUCAAAGCAUUAGCAGAUGUCUUCAUCCCCUUCCCUGGCCACAGAAGACUCUGUGACAUCAAAGAGGAGUUCUAUAGGAUUGCAGG
Messenger RNA from Tachysurus vachellii, 6966 nucleotides. RefSeq names its product ribonuclease inhibitor-like. The coding region runs from base 567 to 1703 and encodes 378 amino acids. The transcript is spliced from 11 exons. Gene Ontology annotation, molecular function: protein binding. The record is from RefSeq and is a predicted model, not a curated record. NCBI's taxonomy places the organism in Eukaryota, Metazoa, Chordata, Actinopteri, Siluriformes, Bagridae.